AUGUCGGAUGUGCAAGUAUCGGUGGUGCUGUCCCCCGUCAACUUCGAUGCCAAAGUUUCCCUCGUCCGCUCGUUCACCCUCUCUACCUCCGAACCAUCUAUCGAGAUCGGACGCUGCUCAAAGCGUGGGCUCAGGAACCGCACCCCCGCCAAGGAUAAUGCGUGGUUUGACUCCCGGGUCAUGUCUCGGGAUCAUGCUGAGCUGAGCAUCUCCCUGGAAACAAAGAAUCUCUACAUCUGCGAUUAUGGAUCGACUCAUGGAACGUGGAUCAACAAAUCGAGGCUGAUUACUGGCGAGAAGAUGCCGCUUAUUCAUGGCGAUAUCCUGACCUUUGGUGUACCCGUGGACCGUGAAGAUGAAACGUAUCCCGCUCUGGCCGUCAGGUGUAAAUUUGACUGGAUCUAUGAAGGGCCUACCAGCGACGAAGUUUCGGUGAACCAUAGCGUUGCUGAACCUAUCACACCUCCCGCCUCGAAGCUCAGACCCUCCACAUCCACCAACACCUUUUGUGCUCCCGAGGAUGACAGUGAUGUGGAAGAACCUAUCAAGAUCACGGCGGCCAUGAUGCAAAGAAACUUCUCUCACCCGUCGGAGCCAAUCUGUGUGAUUGAGGACGAGGAAACUGUGCUUGAGACCGUGCACGAGGAGCGACACAUGAAAGAGGAGUCAAAGGCUUCGGGAGAUCCAUGCUUUUAUCACGAAGACGAAGUCCUUGGACACCAGUCCGAUGAUUCUACAAGCCCUAAUGACGAGCAGGGAUCGGAACUCGAGUCAUCAGAGCCCUCUUCGUUCAUUAACAGCAACGAUGGUGCCAAUUCCAAUGCCGCCGGCCUUGAGGAAACCGGAUACUAUGAGUACGAACAAUUCUCCGAGGAGGACUGCGAGUCCGAUUCCGUCUCAGACUCGGAGGCUCAGUCUGGGAAUGAAUAUUCAGUCAAUGAUGAUUCCUACGAUGACGAAGAAGCUUACAUCAAUGACAAUGCCUUCGUCGAUCCCAGUAUGCUGUUACGGGAAAAGAUGCGUGAGGAUGCGUUCAUCAGUUCUGUGCAGUCCGGCAUCAGUUCUGUGCAGUCCGGCCUUCAGGACGCCGGCCUUCAGGUCAAGCCCGAGGCGACCGAGUCCAAGUCUAGCGUUCCCACAACCAAUGUCCCAUUCCACGCAGAGUAUAAUUUCCAGGGGCCUUCUUUCCAACCUCCUCCCAUUUCGGCUUACGAUGUCAACCCGUGGAGACUGCCUAACAACUUCCCCCCUUCGCUUCACACGCCUUACCCGCGUUUUGAUUACGCUGAUGGGCCCUUUUCAUACAAGUACGGCUCCGUCUACGCCCAAAACAACGUUGACAGCAAUCCAUCAAGCUCUCUGAAAGAGCCAAGCCCGGUCAAGGAGUUCAGCCCUGCUCUUGCUCCAGUCUCCCUGAAGCGAAAGGCUUCUGAUAUGGAAACCCAGGAUGCGCAACAGCCCGAGGCGGUGAUCCCUGCCUCUCAGCCGGAUCUCAACAGCUUUCCAAACGCCGAAGUUGUUGAUGCCAUCAGUUCAGCGCUUUCGGAGAGUGAGCCUUCAAAUAAGCGAGCCAAGUCAUCACACUCCACGUCCACGGCAAUGGCUGGCUACACCGCCACGGCUGUAAUCAGUGCCCUUCUCGGAGGGCUGGGUACCAUCGCUCUUCUGGCAGCGCUGCCCGCAGAAUACUUCCAGUAA
Messenger RNA from Penicillium cinerascens, 1698 nucleotides. RefSeq names its product FHA domain protein. NCBI's taxonomy places the organism in Eukaryota, Fungi, Ascomycota, Eurotiomycetes, Eurotiales, Aspergillaceae. Gene Ontology annotation, cellular component: cytoplasm. The transcript has 5 exons. The record is from RefSeq and is a predicted model, not a curated record. Bases 1 to 1698 code for a protein of 565 amino acids. Gene Ontology annotation, molecular function: protein binding.